This is a messenger RNA of Aricia agestis (brown argus), 555 nucleotides long. RefSeq lists its product as uncharacterized. Lineage: Eukaryota; Metazoa; Arthropoda; Insecta; Lepidoptera; Lycaenidae. The record is from RefSeq and is a predicted model, not a curated record. The coding region runs from base 79 to 495 and encodes 138 amino acids. The transcript has 6 exons.
GCUAUUUCUGGGUGGCGAGAGGAGGUUAGGCGUUAAAUCAAAAUGUAAUUAAAAUUGGUAAACGAUUUAAUCUUAAUCAUGCAGAGAGUUUUGCUGCUUGUGUUGUGUUUUAUGUAUUUUCAACCCUUAGAUGCUGUUUUUGGAUUCCUUGAUGUAAUAUUUGGCGAUUCUUUUAAGAGACCACGGCCAGUAAAAUGCAACGCAGAUUUCACGGACUGCCACUACCUGAAGGAUGGAACUGAAGGCGUUAUUUAUAUCGGCAACAAACUUACAGCCAGACGGGGGAGACAAGGAGCAAACGAAAUUCAUUUCCAUCUGCCAGAGGAAAAAUAUCUGUCAGGGGUCCCAGGCAACCAGCACUAUGCUCAUCCACAGAAGUUUCAAGACCUUGGAAGAAGAAAUAGGCUCAGUAAUCUAAAAUAUCCGGCUCUGUCAGAAGAAUCUGUAAUUCUAGAAGCGUUUGAGCCAGAACGAGCUAGUGUUGAAGAUUAUUAGAUGUUUUAUUCGAGGUUUUGGGUAAUCAAAACAAAAAAUUUAAAAUAAAUGUUUUAUGUA